UUUUUAACGGUUUCUCCUAUAUUUUUUUAGGGUUUAUCAAAAUCGUAAAAUUUUGUAUCUUUUUGAUAACCAUUUAAAAUAAGCAUUAAAUUUCACGAAUUUCAGUUAAAAGCAUAUUGCGAAUAUUUAUAUUAUAUAUUUAGGGAAAAGAAGCUAUAGAAUAUACUUUUUUUCCAUGAUUAAUAAGAUUAUACUGAUAGCAAUAUUAAAUUUAAUCGCUCUUACAUAUGGAAAUCAAAGUCUAGACUUAAGUAUUAGAAGCUCUCAGGCAGGCUCAAUAAAUCCGUCGUUUGGAAGUUUUAUUGACGAAGAAGAAAUUUAUGCUUUUAUUUUAAAAGAAAAUUAUAAUGAUGAAAACAAAUGCAAAGUAAAACUUGAAGAAUAUUGUAAAGAAUUGAAGGAUAUAGAUCCGGAAUUUAAUAAAGUGGAUAGUAAGGUUAAGGAAAUUUGUAAUAAUAAUAAUAAAGGGCAAAAAUGCAAAGACCUAAAAACAAGUCUUGAAAAAAAAUUAUACAAAUUUAAUAAUGAAAUUAAUAAUCAUUUAAAAUCUUAUCCAUCAGGUUUUGGAGCUUGCAGCGAAUAUUUUAAAAAAUGUUUGCUUUUGGGUGAUAUAAAUGAACCUGAUACUAUAAAUACCUGCAAUGUCAUAAAAUAUUUAUGUUAUAUUAAUUUUACUGAAAAACCGAAAAAACAAAUAAUUUUUAGAAUUGUUGGUGAAAGUAUUACUAAUUACGAUGAUUUUAAAGAAAAAAUGAAAAAAAUUUGUCCAUUAUUUAUUCAACAAGGUAGUGAUUUACUCUUUAAUUGUCUUGAAAUUGAAAACUCUUAUAAACAAUUCGAUACUUAUAUGAGAUAUUUUUGCAGCUUUCUCAAUAUUAACCUUGAUGACAAUUUAUUGAAAGAAAAAUGUUACGAAGAACUCAGAAACUGUUAUUUUUUCAAAAAUAAAUGUGAAGAAAAAUGUAAUAAAUUGAAGGUGUUAUGCGAGAAAAAGAAUAUUACAUAUAGGCCUCCAGAAAAAAUUUUUAGUCCAAUUGAGCCAGAAGCAACGUUCUUAGAGAAGAUUGAUAUAGAAGGUUUUUACAAAGAAAUGAGAGAUAAAGGAAAUGCUAUUGGAUUUUUUAAAAAUACACUAGAUGACAUGUUAAUCUAUUUGUCUACAGGAGUCUCUGGUUUGGAGGAAAAUAAAUGCAAGAAUCUAUUAAAGAACAACUGUUCUUUUUUUGAAUUUCUGAGUCCAGAAUUUAAGGAAUUAUGUCAAGAUAACAAAGAACAAAAAUGCAAAGAUAUAUUAGAAAUAUCAGAUAGAUGUAGAAAGCUUAAAUUGAUACUUUAUCUAAAUGGAUUUUCUACAGAGUUUGAAGAUAAUAAACUAGGGAAAAAUAUCCCUUGGAAUAAGCUUUCAACAUCAUUUAAUGAAAGAGAAUGUUUAAAAUUUACUCUAGAGUGUCUUUUUAUAAGAAAAUCAUGCAAAAACAAUCUCAUUGAAGGAUGCAUAAAUCUACAAUUAGCAUGCUUUAAAAAGCAACAAGAACGACAAUUUAUUAAAUUAAUUGAAAGUAAAUUGGUCGAAGAACAAUACAAUUUAAAAUCGAAAGAUGAAAAGCUUAAAAUAUGUCAAAAAAUAGUAAUGGAGAAGUGUGUAGCACUUUUAAAUAGUAAUAUUGAGAACUUUUUAAAAUGCCUUCGACCAAAAGAAAUAUGUCUUGGACUUGAAGAAAUUAUUUUUGUUCGAUCGAAAGAGUUAGAACAAGCUUUAGAUCAAGCACGGGAUUUUCCUAAAGAAGAAGACUGUGUUGAAUUGAAAAAGGAAUGUGAAGGUAUUUUGAAGGAUUUAGGUUCAAAUAAUGUAAAGUGUGUUACAUUAAAAGAGCGUUGUAAAUAUUUGGAAGUUACAAAAGAACUAAAAUAUGAUUUUUUAAAAGAUAAAAGUGAUUCGUUAAUGAAUAUUCAAAAUUGUAUGAAAGCUUUGAAGGAAAAAUGUGAUGGAUUGUUUAAAAGAGAAACUAAUGCAUUUGGUGUUUCAUGUGCUUUACCAGAAGAAACAUGUAAAUUUAUGGUUUCAGAAGUUGAAAACCAUUGUAAUGCUUUUAAAAACAACAUAGAAAAACAUGAUAUUGUAAAUAAAAGUAAAAAUGGGAAUGAAACAUUGGUUGAAGAAAUCUGCAUAUUAUGGGAUCCAUAUUGUGAUGAACUUAUGGAAAAUUGCCCAGAUAAGUUGAAAAAAGGAGACAAUGGGAAUGAAAAAGGAGUCUGUUUACAACUGAAAGAGAAUUGCAGACCAUUCUUUGAAAAGUUGAAAUUGGAGGAUGAGUUGACGCAUGAAUUGAAAGGUAGUUUAAGCAAUGAAACUGAAUGUAAAAAAGCAUUGGGAAAGCAUUGUAGUGAGCAGAAAAAUUCAGGGAAUCAGAAAUUCAAUAGUUUUUGUAAUACUGAUAAAGAUAAGGAUGUUGAGGAAAAAGCUUGCAAAAAGUUGGUUGAAAAAGUAAAAGAAAAAUGUCCAACCUUAGAAAGUGAACUGGAUAAAGAGAAAGAUGAAUUAAAGAAGAAGAAAGAUGAAUACGAAAAGGUGAAACAGGAAUCAGAAAAAUUUACGAAGGAAGCUAAGUUAGUAUUAUCAAGACUUGGGAAAGAUGGACAAGAUGCAGGAUCAAAGGUGCAGAAUACCAGUGCAGCUGAACCAGCGGCACCACCAGGAGGAGCACCAGCACCAGCAGUGCCAGGAGGAUCAACACCAAGUGGAGGGGCAAACACGAAUAAUGUUAUACUUGUUCGAAGAACAUUUGUAAGUGGAGAAGUAUCAGAAGCAGAAAAGAAGGCAUUUGUUGCAACGACGAGAGCAUUGGAAUUGUAUUUAGAAUUGAAAGAGAAAUGUAAAGGUUUACAAGGAGACUGCGGGUUUAGAAAGGAUUGCCCGAAGUGUGAAACGGUCUGUACAGAAAUAGACAAGUUGUGUGAAGGAAUAGAAGGAUUAAAAGUUACACCGUAUUAUACGGUGACAUCAACGGCGAUACAGACAACGACGACGACAGCAAUGACAACGACGACGACGACAACAACAACGACGACGACGACGACAACGACAACGACGGCAACGACGACGACGACAACGACAACAGAGUCGGUAGAUGGAGGGAAGGUAACCGAAGAAUGUACAUUAGUUCAGACGACAGAUACAUGGGUGACGAGUACAUCGUUGCAUACGAGUACGAUGACAAGUACAUCUACACUGACAUCUACGGUGACAUUGACGUCGAUGCGAAAAUGCAAACCUACGAGAUGUACAAGUGAUUCAAGUAAAGAAACAGAAACACAAAAAGAGGAAGAGAAAGAGGAAGAAGUGAAACCGAAUGAAGGAAUGAAAAUAAGAGUUCCGGAAAUGAUAAAAAUCAUGUUGUUGGGAGUGAUUGUUAUGGGAAUGUUGUAA
Pneumocystis murina B123 is the source of this 3427-nucleotide messenger RNA. RefSeq lists its product as hypothetical. NCBI's taxonomy places the organism in Eukaryota, Fungi, Ascomycota, Pneumocystomycetes, Pneumocystales, Pneumocystaceae. The record is from RefSeq and is a predicted model, not a curated record. Bases 176 to 3427 code for a protein of 1083 amino acids. The transcript has 2 exons.